CUCCAUAUUCACUUUUACAGGCAACAGAAUUACACCCGACGUCGUUUUUUCUGUAGCUCAAUACUUCAACAUCCUCCAAUUAGGUUUAGCCAUUUUGUAUCCGAUGGCCAUCAGUUUGGGAGCGGAAUCUCUGAUUUCAAUAGAUCGCCUGCAAGAGUUUCUAAUUUUGGAGGAAAGACAAUUGGCAGAAAUUGAAGAGAUUAGGGAGCAUGGAAUACAGUUUAGUGACGUAUCUGCUUCCUGGACAGAAAAUGAAAAUACUUUGAAGAAAAUUUCUCUCCAAAUACCUCCGGGUACAUUGUGUGCCAUUGUUGGACCGGUUGGAGCAGGAAAGAGCUCUCUUCUACAGGUUUUGCUUGGUGAGUUACCUGUCAAAUCAGGAAAAGUAGCUCUUGGUGGGGAAAUAUCUUAUUCGUCGCAAAAACCAUGGUUAUUCCAAUCCACAAUAAGAAAUAAUAUACUUUUCGGUCAACCCUAUAACAAAUUUUGGUAUGAAAAAGUUAUUGACGUUUGUGCUCUUCAAAAAGACUUGGAACAGUUUCCUCAAAGAGACAAAACAGUAGUGGGAGAAAGAGGUGUAUCUUUGAGUGGAGGGCAGAGAGCGAGAAUCAAUCUCGCCAGAGCCAUCUAUCGACAAGCAGAUAUUUAUCUUUUGGAUGACCCUCUUUCAGCCGUCGAUACCCAUGUUGGGAGACAUCUUUUUGAUGAAUGCAUUCAUAAACAUUUGAAGGGCAGAACUAGAAUAAUAGUAACUCAUCAGUUACAGUAUCUGAAAAAGGCUAAUUUGAUAGUUGUUAUUAACAAUGGUCAAAUCGAAGCACAAGGGACUUUUGAAGAACUUUCAAAUAGUCAAUUAGACUUCACAAAGUUAUUAAUAGCUGCUGAUGAGUCUAUUCGAAAUGAUAAAACAGAUCCAGAUGAAGAAAUUGAAGAUCUAGUUGCCAAUGCAACAAAUUUCAGAAAAGAAUCAAUUCUCUCCGUUACAAGUAGUAUCUACUCCAAUAAUAUGGAUAUAACUUAUACGGCUCCAACUAAUGAAGAGGAAACAACUUCCGAUCCUAAUGCUUCUCCGUUCUUCCAAUAUUUGAAAGCUACAAACAGCCUGUGUUUGGUAUUCACACUCAUAUUCUUUCUAUUUCUGGCUCAAGCUGCAUCAACUGUAACAGAUUACUUUGUAGCAUUUUGGACCGAGCAAGAAAAUGUCAGGUAUUCAAAUAACUCAAUUAUAGUCCAGACACAACUUGCAUCGACAAUAACGAAAGUUAACCAUUUAGAAGAUCGGGGCAUGUCUCUUUACUAUUACAAUCAUUCAAAAGAAAUAAAUCUAUCAACAGAAAGACAUAUUUUCUCACAAGAUGAUCUCUUUGAUAAAGUACAACUGAACGAUACAAUUUAUAAUCUCUUGAAAACAACGUAUGCCAUGUAUUUGUAUGGAGCUUUGGUUUUGGCAGCUAUAAUAUUGACUAUUACUAGAUCAUUAUUGAUGUACAAAGUAUGCAUGUUAUCAUCCAAAAACUUGCACGCAACCAUGUUUCACGUUCUUUUGACAGCACCAAUGAGAUUUUUUGAUGAAAAUCCAAGUGGAAGAAUUUUGAAUAGAUUUUCAAAAGAUAUGGGAGCAAUUGAUGAAAUUCUACCCAGAGUUCUCAUGGAUGCUACACAGAUAACAAUGAUUAUAUGUGGUAUCGUUGUUAAUGUUGGGUUAUCCAAUCCAUACAUAACUAUAGCGAUGGCAAUAGUUGGAGCACUUUUCUGGCAAAUACGUAAAUGGUAUAUAUCUUCGUCAAGAAUUCUCAAACUAAUAGAAGGAGCAACCAAAUCGCCGGUAUUUACUCAUAUUACUUCAACUUUGAAUGGUAUACCGACUAUAAGAGCUUCGAAAGCGGAACAAGUUCUAAUUGACGAGUUUGAUGACCAUCAAGAUGUUCACACUUCAGCAUGGUUUAUGACAAUAGCAUCCAUAGACUUUUUUGGCUUGUGGUUAGAUAUUCUAUGUUUGAUUUUUAUUGCAUGCGUCACUUUCAGCUUCGUUGUAAUGCAAAGUUAUUCCGCUGUCAGUGGGAGUUUCGUAGGUUUAGCUGUAACCCAAUCUCUGACACUAUGCGGUAUGUUACAAUUUGGUAUGAGACAAACAGCAGAAGUUGUCAAUCAGCUCACUAGUGUUGAGAGAGUUCUUCAGUACACCAAAAUAAAAAGUGAAAAGCCUUUCGAAACUCCAAAAGAUAAAAUGCCACCAAAAACUUGGCCAAGUAUGGGAAAAAUUGAGUUCCGUGAUCUCUCUCUGAAAUAUGUGAAUGAAGAACCACCAGUUUUAAAGAAUUUAGAGUUUACCGUGCAACCAGGAGAAAAGAUUGGAAUAGUUGGUCGAACAGGUGCGGGAAAAUCAUCUCUUAUAUCAGCCUUAUUUCGCCUGGCGCCAAUAGAAGGAUCAGUGCUCAUUGAUGAUGUGGACACUAAAAAUCUGGGAUUCAUAGAUUUGAGACGAUCUAUUUCUAUCAUACCUCAAGAACCAUCACUCUUUGCAGCAACUAUGAGAUACAAUUUGGAUCCUUUCAAUGAGUUCGAUGAUGCCAAACUCUGGAAGGCACUAGAAGAAGUAGAGCUGAAAGACGCUAUGGAUACAUUAGAUUUUUCUGUGGCUGAAGGAGGAGCUAAUUUCAGUUUAGGACAAAGGCAGUUGGUAUGUUUGGCUAGAGCUACUUUGAGAAAAAACAAGAUAUUGAUAAUGGAUGAAGCCACCGCAAACGUUGAUCCAAGGACUGAUGCCUUUAUCCAAGAAGCUAUACGAAAGAAAUUUAAGGACUGCACUGUUCUCACUAUAGCACACAGACUCAAUACCAUUAUGGAUUCUGAUCGAGUGUUAACAAUGAGUUUUGGAAGCAUGGUGGAAUUUGAUCAUCCAUACAAGUUGUUACAAAUUCCAGACGGAUAUUUCCACAAAAUGGUACUGGAAACAGGGCCAGUGAUGUAUGCUCAACUCAGUGAUAUGGCACUGGAUUCUUAUAACAAAAAACAUAACUAGUCAGUACCAAUGAGAUGAGCGGAAUGAAGUCCAUUUAAAGGCCAGCGAACGAUGUCAUGGAAGAAAAUUAGCAUAUUGUUUGGAAAAUGUUCAAGUGACAUCUUAUUUUAUUUAUCUCAUGUGAUAAAAUUAUAAAGGUGAAAAGUGAUAUGAUUUCAACAACUGUCUUUGAAUUCGCAAUAAAUAUAUGUAAAUACCA
Messenger RNA from Leptinotarsa decemlineata (Colorado potato beetle), 3221 nucleotides. RefSeq names its product probable multidrug resistance-associated protein lethal(2)03659. Gene Ontology annotation, cellular component: membrane. The record is from RefSeq and is a predicted model, not a curated record. Gene Ontology annotation, molecular function: ATP binding; ABC-type transporter activity; ATP hydrolysis activity. Lineage: Eukaryota; Metazoa; Arthropoda; Insecta; Coleoptera; Chrysomelidae. Gene Ontology annotation, biological process: transmembrane transport.